Lactuca saligna is the source of this 690-nucleotide messenger RNA. NCBI's taxonomy places the organism in Eukaryota, Viridiplantae, Streptophyta, Magnoliopsida, Asterales, Asteraceae. The record is from the annotation of a GenBank genome assembly.
AUGGCCAUCGGAACGCCAAAAUUCUCGCCGGUGCUCCUCCACCUCCUAACCCUCAUCCUACUCACCACACCUCCGCUCUCUUGCUCCUUCCCCAUCCCCACCACCUCCUUCCACGCCCUCUUUUCUCUGUCCGACUCUCUCCUCACCCGCGUCGCCAACCUACGCGCCUCCCGAGGUGACAUUUCCGGGUCACUAAGGGCCAGAUCCAUAGCCCAGAAGAUCGAGAAACACAGCCAUGGGUUUAGCUUCUAUGGAGUCAUGUGGUCUCUUGGCUGGGACUACAUGAAAAACUACGCAUGGCGAGACAUCGGAAUAACGUCCUCUGAAAUGUUCGGUGCUGUGUCCGAUAUGAGCGAAUUGAUUAGGGGUUUGACUGAGUUGACUCGGAUGGAAUCGGAGGCAGAGCGGGUAGCGUGGGUGCGUCGGAACUAUGGUAGCGUGCUCACAGUUUCCAAGUCCCUCUUCAAUCGCUUACUCAGAGUUUUCAGUCGAUCGGGUCCAUUGAAGGAUGCAGUUGAGAUGAUACAAGCAGAAAUUGUGGAUGGUGGGUUGCUAAAGGAUUGCCUUGAAUUGGGUAGCAGUGAUUUAAAGGGUGUGAUUCAAAUACUAAAAGAUUUAGCUUUACAAUACUCUUCUACAACUGGGAAAACGGAGUUAUAUAUGUGGAAACUAUCAACAAUCAUUGCGUAA